This is a messenger RNA of Naumovozyma dairenensis CBS 421, 3351 nucleotides long. RefSeq names its product carbamoyl-phosphate synthase (glutamine-hydrolyzing) CPA2 (gene CPA2). The transcript has a single exon. Lineage: Eukaryota; Fungi; Ascomycota; Saccharomycetes; Saccharomycetales; Saccharomycetaceae. The record is from RefSeq and is a predicted model, not a curated record. Bases 1 to 3351 code for a protein of 1116 amino acids. Gene Ontology annotation, molecular function: ATP binding; dihydroorotase activity; metal ion binding. Gene Ontology annotation, biological process: L-citrulline biosynthetic process; 'de novo' pyrimidine nucleobase biosynthetic process; UTP biosynthetic process. Gene Ontology annotation, cellular component: cytoplasm; cytosol.
AUGACCUCAAUUUAUAAAUCAACAGAACCAUCUGUGUCCACCUUCAAUACACCAUCAUAUAAUCCUCAAUUAGUUGAAGGUGUGAAUUCAGUACUAAUCAUCGGUUCAGGUGGUCUAUCCAUCGGUCAAGCAGGUGAAUUCGAUUACAGUGGUUCUCAAGCAAUUAAAGCUCUAAAAGAAGCUGAAAAGAAAACUAUAUUGAUUAAUCCAAAUAUCGCUACUAAUCAAACUUCUCAUUCGUUAGCUGACAAAAUCUAUUACCUACCUGUCACUCCCGAAUAUAUCACUUACAUCAUCGAACGUGAAAGGCCGGAUGCUAUCCUUUUAACAUUCGGUGGUCAAACUGGUCUAAAUUGUGGUGUAGCAUUAGAUAAAAAUGGUACCUUAAAGAAAUAUAACGUUAAAGUCCUAGGUACUCCAAUCCAAACUUUAAUCACAUCUGAAGAUAGAGACCUUUUCGCUCAAGCAUUAAAGGAAAUCAACAUCCCAAUCGCUGAAUCCAUCGCUUGUGAAACCAUAGAUCAAGCCUUAGACGCAGCUGAACAAGUAAAAUACCCUGUCAUCGUUAGAUCCGCAUACGCCCUUGGUGGUCUAGGUUCUGGAUUCGCCAACAAUGCUGAAGAAAUGAAACAAUUAGCUUCACAAUCUUUAUCAUUAGCACCACAAAUCUUAGUGGAAAAAUCAUUGAAAGGUUGGAAAGAAGUUGAAUAUGAAGUCGUUAGAGAUAGAGUAGGUAAUUGUAUCACAGUAUGUAAUAUGGAAAAUUUCGACCCAUUGGGGAUCCAUACCGGUGAUUCAAUGGUAUUCGCUCCAUCACAAACUUUAUCUGAUGAAGAAUAUCAUAUGUUAAGAUCAGCUGCCAUUAAAAUCAUUAGACACCUUGGUGUCAUUGGGGAAUGUAACGUUCAAUACGCUUUACAACCUAAUGGAUUGGAUUAUUGUGUCAUUGAAGUUAACGCUCGUUUAUCACGUUCAUCUGCUUUGGCUUCCAAAGCUACAGGUUAUCCAUUGGCUUAUACUGCCGCUAAGAUUGCUCUUGGUUAUACUUUACCGGAAUUACCAAAUCCAAUUACAAAGACUACUGUCGCUAAUUUCGAGCCUUCAUUAGAUUAUAUCGUAGCUAAGAUUCCAAAAUGGGAUUUAUCUAAAUUCCAAUAUGUGGAUAGAUCAAUUGGAUCCUCAAUGAAAUCUGUGGGUGAAGUUAUGGCUAUCGGUAGAAACUAUGAAGAAGCUUUCCAAAAGGCUUUGAGACAAGUGGAUCCUUCUUUGUUAGGUUUCCAAGGUUCAAAUGAAUUCGGUGAUAAAUUAGAUGAAGCUUUAUCCGUUCCAACUGAUAGAAGAGUCUUAGCUAUCGGUCAAGCUUUAAUUCAUGAAAAUUAUACCGUGGAAAAAGUUCAUGAUUUAACUAAGAUUGAUAAAUGGUUCUUACAUAAAUGUAUGAACAUCGUUAAGAUGUAUAAAGAAUUAGAACAAGUUGAAAAAUUAAAUGAUCUAACUCAAGAUAUUUUACAAAGAGCUAAGAAAGUUGGGUUCUCUGAUAAACAAAUCGCUUCAUCCAUUAAGGAUCCAAAUGUUAAUGAAUUUGACGUAAGAAAAUUAAGAAAAUCAUUCGGUAUUAUCCCAUUUGUUAAGAGAAUCGAUACUUUAGCUGCAGAAUUCCCAGCUACCACAAAUUAUCUUUACACCACUUAUAAUGCUACAAAGAGCGAUGUGGAAUUUGAUGAACAUGGUAUGUUAGUCCUUGGUUCAGGUGUUUACCGUAUUGGUUCAUCUGUAGAAUUCGAUUGGUGUGCUGUUAACACUGCCAAGACAUUGAGAAAUGAAGGUAAAAAAACUAUUAUGAUCAAUUAUAACCCAGAAACUGUUUCUACUGAUUUCGAUGAAGUUGAUAGAUUAUAUUUCGAAGAAUUAUCUUAUGAAAGAGUUAUGGAUAUUUACGAAUUAGAAAGCUCAGAAGGUUGUAUCAUUUCCGUUGGUGGUCAAUUACCACAAAAUAUCGCAUUAACUCUAUUCAACAAUGGUUGUAAUAUCUUGGGUACAAGUCCUAUUGAUAUAGAUAGAGCUGAAGAUAGACAUAAGUUCUCCUCCAUUUUAGAUUCCAUUGAAGUUGGUCAACCAGAUUGGAGUGAACUAAGUUCCGUUGAGGAAGCUAACGUCUUUGCCGCUAAAGUUGGGUUCCCUGUAUUAAUUCGUCCAUCAUACGUUCUUUCUGGUGCCGCCAUGAGUGUUGUUAAUAAUGAAGAAGAAUUGAAAAAUAAAUUAACCUUAGCAUCUGAUGUGUCUCCUGAUCAUCCUGUCGUUAUGUCUAAAUUUAUUGAAGGCGCACAAGAAAUUGAUGUUGAUGCAGUUGCUUAUAAGGGUCAUGUCUUGAUUCAUGCUAUCUCUGAACAUGUAGAAAACGCUGGUGUCCAUUCCGGUGAUGCUUCUCUCAUCUUACCACCACAAACUUUAUCUGAUAAAGUCAAGGCUGAUUUAAAGGAAAUUGCUGAUAAAGUUGCUGUUGCAUGGAAAAUUACAGGUCCUUUUAACAUGCAAAUUAUCAAAGAUGGUGAUAAACCAUUAAAGGUUAUCGAAUGUAACAUUAGAGCUUCCAGAUCAUUCCCAUUCGUGUCUAAAGUGCUAGGUACAAACUUUAUCGAAAUUGCAGUGAAGGCAUUCUUAGGUGGUGAUAAAGUCCCAAAACCUGUUGAUUUAAUGUUGGGUAAAAAAUACGAUUACGUUGCCACUAAAGUGCCACAAUUUUCUUUCACAAGAUUGGCAGGUGCUGAUCCAUUCUUAGGUGUUGAAAUGGCAUCUACUGGUGAAGUCGCCUCCUUCGGUAAAGAUCUAUUAGAGAGUUAUUGGGCUGCCAUUCAAAGUACAAUGAACUUCCAUGUUCCAUUACCUGACUGCGGUAUUUUGUUAGGUGGAGAUUUAUCAAAGGACUAUUUAGGUCAAGUAGCCGCCAUACUGGCUCCACUAAAAUACAAACUUUAUGUUACAAAUGAAGCUGCUCAAAAAUAUAUUCUUCAACAUAUAGGUGAAACGGCUGGUUCUAUAGUAAAGAUAAUUGAAUUUCCAAAGAAUGAUAAGAGAAAAUUACGCGAAUUAUUCCAAAAGUAUGAUAUUAAGGCUGUUUUCAACUUGGCUUCUAAGAGAGCAGAAAACACAGAUGAUGUCGAUUAUGUUAUGAGAAGAAAUGCAAUUGAUUUCGCCAUCCCAUUAUUCAACGAACCGCAAACUGCAUUAUUGUUUGCAAAGGCUUUGAAUGCUAAAUUAGCAGAAAAGAUGAAAAUACUAGAGUCGAAAGAAGUCAUAAUUCCAAGUGAAGUUCGUAGUUGGGAAGAAUUUGUUGGUUUUAGACCAAUGUAA